UUCGGAUUGUUGAGUUUAUAUGGAAAUGGUAUCAUAAGUUUAUUUUAUAAAGAUAAUUACUAAUAAUAUUACGAUUAACAAUUAGAUAGUAAAAACCUUAUAAGUAAAUAAUAAUCUUAAUUGGAGAAACAUAUUUAAAAAAAAAGGUAUAGUUUUAAGGUAAAUACAAAUCCAAGCCGAAAAUGAAUUCUAAUUCUGCUACGCCUGGUGUCCCUCAGGUGCCGCUUCUAGAUGAUGAUACAAUUGCAUUUGGGGAGGAAGAUAAUGCCAACAAACAAUUUGUGCACCCAUACAUUGUGUUUUUUCAUCUGGUCUUCCGGUGUUCUGCUAUAGUAGUGUACAUUCUGUGUGGAUGGUUUUCUGACUCCUUUAUAGCCAGUUUUGUAUUAGUAACUCUCUUACUAUCUGCUGAUUUUUGGACUGUUAAAAAUAUAAGUGGACGUUUACUUGUGGGGCUAAGAUGGUGGAACUAUGUGGAUGAUGAAGGAAAAUCCCAUUGGGUUUUUGAGUCUAAACAGAACCGCGUAAAUCGCAAUGAAAGCCGCCUGUUCUGGUUAGGGCUCACCUUAUGCCCUCUAAUUUGGUCUGGCUUCUUUAUUAUCAGUCUGCUAAGCUUCAAGUUCAGAUGGAUGCUUCUAGUAAUGAUUGCUCUGACUCUGACGGGGGCAAACCUUUACGGAUAUGUGAAAUGUAAAUUUGGAGCAAAGGAGAACCUGAAGUCUGUCACAACAGACUUCAUGAAGAAACAGUUCCUGGCCAACGCCACAUCCUUCAUGUUUGCUCAGCCAGCUCCUCCUAAUGUUAACACCAACUCUGGUGUUGUCUAGAUUAUUUAUAUUCUAACAUUAUAAUAACUGAAAUUUAACUUUGCUUUUUAUGUA
Messenger RNA from Pieris napi, 881 nucleotides. RefSeq lists its product as uncharacterized. Bases 183 to 827 code for a protein of 214 amino acids. Lineage: Eukaryota; Metazoa; Arthropoda; Insecta; Lepidoptera; Pieridae. The record is from RefSeq and is a predicted model, not a curated record. The transcript is spliced from 6 exons. Gene Ontology annotation, cellular component: Golgi membrane. Gene Ontology annotation, biological process: protein secretion; vesicle-mediated transport.